Molecule: messenger RNA, 2476 nt
Organism: Galeopterus variegatus (Sunda flying lemur)
Lineage: Eukaryota; Metazoa; Chordata; Mammalia; Dermoptera; Cynocephalidae
Gene: SLC26A9
Product: solute carrier family 26 (anion exchanger), member 9
Exons: 21
Coding region: 104-2476 (790 amino acids)
Biological process (GO): transmembrane transport
Cellular component (GO): membrane
Molecular function (GO): chloride transmembrane transporter activity; bicarbonate transmembrane transporter activity; sulfate transmembrane transporter activity
Source: RefSeq, a predicted model, not a curated record
CUUUCGCACACCUUGGGAACACCUUUCGCUGCCCGCUCCCCAGACACACCUGCAGCCCUGCCCAGACGGCUCCGCUCGCCCACUGCUUGUAAAUGCCCCAGACAUGAGCCAGCCCAGGCCCCGCUACGUGGUAGACAGAGCCGCAUACUCUCUCACCCUCUUCGAUGAUGAGUUUGAGAAGAAGGACCGGACAUACCCAGUGGGAGAGAAACUUCGCAAUGCACUCAGAUGUUCCUCAGCCAAGAUCAAGACCGUGGUGUUUGGGCUGCUGCCUGUGCUCUCCUGGCUCCCCAAGUACAAGAUCAAAGACUAUCUCAUCCCCGACGUGCUUGGCGGACUCAGUGGGGGAACUAUCCAGGUCCCACAAGGCAUGGCAUUUGCUCUGCUGGCCAACCUUCCUGCAGUCAAUGGCCUCUAUUCCUCCUUCUUCCCCCUGCUGACCUACUUCUUCCUGGGGGGUGUGCACCAGAUGGUGCCAGGUACCUUUGCCGUUAUCAGCAUCCUGGUGGGUAACGUCUGUCUGCAGCUGGCCCCAGAGUCGAAAUUCCAGGUCUUCAACAAUGCCACCAAUGAGAGCUAUGUGGACACGGCAGCCAUGGAGGCAGAGAGGCUGCAUGUGUCGGCAACGCUAGCCUGCCUGACUGCCAUCAUCCAGAUGGGCCUGGGCUUCAUGCAGUUUGGCUUUGUGGCCAUCUACCUCUCUGAGUCCUUCAUCCGGGGCUUCAUGACGGCUGCUGGCCUGCAGAUCCUGAUCUCGGUAUUUAAGUACAUCUUCGGACUGACCAUCUCCUCCUACUCAGGCCUAGGAUCCAUCAUCUAUACCUUCAUUGACAUUUGCAAAAGCCUCCCCCACACCAACAUCGCCUCGCUCAUCUUCGCCCUCAUCAGCGGUGCUGUCCUGGCGCUGGUAAAGGAGCUCAAUGCUCGCUACAUGCACAAGAUCCGCUUCCCCAUCCCUACAGAGAUGAUCGUGGUGGUGGUGGCGACAGCUAUCUCCGGGGGCUAUAAGAUGCCCCAGAAGUAUCAAAUGCAGAUCGUGGGAGAGAUCCAACAGGGGUUCCCCACUCCGGUGUCACCUGUGGUUUCGCAGUGGAAGGACAUGUUUGGCACAGCCUUCUCCUUGGCCAUCGUGAGCUACGUCAUCAACCUGGCUAUGGGUCGAACCCUGGCCAAUAAGCACGGCUAUGACGUGGAUUCUAACCAGGAGAUGAUCGCCCUUGGCUGCAGCAAUUUCUUUGGCUCCUUCUUUAAAAUCCAUGUCAUCUGCUGUGCUCUCUCUGUCACGCUGUCUGUGGAUGGAGCUGGAGGAAAAUCCCAGGUGGCAAGCCUGUGCGUGUCUCUGGUGGUGAUGAUCACCAUGCUGGUCCUGGGGCGUUACCUGUACUCUCUACCCAAGUCUGUGCUAGGAGCCCUGAUAGCUGUCAACCUCAAGAACUCCCUCAAGCAACUUGCCGAUCCCUACUACCUGUGGAGGAAAAGCAAGCUGGAAUGUUGUAUCUGGGUGGUGACCUUCCUCUCCACCUUCUUCCUGAGCCUGCCGUACGGUGUGGCAGUGGGUGUCACCUUCUCCGUCCUGGUCGUGGUCUUCCAGACCCAGUUUCGAAACGGCUACGCUCUGGCCCCGGUCAUGGACACUGACAUCUACGUGAAUCCCAAGACCUACAACAGGGUCCAGGAAAUUGAGGGGAUUAAGAUCGUCACUUACUGCUCCCCUCUGUACUUUGCCAACUCAGAAAUCUUCAGGCAAAAGGUCAUUGCCAAGACAGGAAUGGACCCCCAGAAAGUAUUGCUAGCCAAGCAGAAAUACCUCAAGAAGCAGGAGAAGAGAACAAGGCCCCCACAACCGAGGAAUUCUCUAUUCAUGAAAACCAAGACUGUCUCCCUGCAGGAGCUGCAGCAGGACUUUGAGAAUACCUCCCCGAUCGACCCCAACAACAACCAGACUCCUGCCAACGGCGCCAGCGUGUCCUACAUUACCUUCAGCCACGACCCCUCCUCAGCUGCCCAGUGUGAGCCGCCGGUCCCUGCUGAGUGCCCCAGUGAGCCCAGUGACACACUGGCCAGCGUCCCGCCCUUCGUUACCUUCCACACCCUCAUCCUUGACAUGAGUGGAGUCAGCUUUGUGGACCUGAUGGGCAUCAAAGCCCUGGCCAAGCUGAGCUCCACCUAUGGGAAGAUCGGCGUGAAAGUCUUCUUGGUGAAUAUUCAUGCCCAGGUGUACAAUGACAUCAGCCAUGGAGGCGUCUUUGAGGACGGGUGUCUGGAGCACAACCACGUCUUUCCCAGCAUACAUGAUGCAGUCCUCUUCGCCCAGGCAAAUACCAGAGAAGAGGCCCCAGCACACGACUUCCAAAGGGCUCCAGUGGACCCCGAGCUCUCCUUGUACGAUUCAGAGGCCGACAGUCCCAGCUACUGGGACUUAGAGCAGGAGAUGUUCGGAAGCAUGUUUCACACAGAGACCUUGACCGCCCUGUGA